Messenger RNA from Eimeria maxima, 498 nucleotides. RefSeq lists its product as hypothetical. Bases 1 to 498 code for a protein of 165 amino acids. The transcript is spliced from 3 exons. The record is from RefSeq and is a predicted model, not a curated record. NCBI's taxonomy places the organism in Eukaryota, Apicomplexa, Conoidasida, Eucoccidiorida, Eimeriidae.
AUGGAGAACUUCUUAACAUUUGAUGAAAAUGAGGGAGGCGGUAGUGACGAAGAAAAGACGCAGGAAAAAGAUUCUUCUUCCUCUCCUCAGGCAGGAAAAGGAAAGAAGCAACAGAAGCAGCAGCAGCAGCAGCAGAAGCAGCAAAAGCAGCAGCAGCAGCAGAAGCAGCAAAAGCAGCAACAGCAGCAGCAGCAGCAGAGGAUGAAGAAUAAGGGGAAGAGACCAUUUAAUAAAAGAAAUAGAGAUCAGCAGCAAAAAGAUUCUGCUGCUGCAGCAGAUGCAGCAGCAGAUAAAGAAAGCCCCAAAAAGAAGCAACGCAUGCAAGAUAAUAACAAUAAAGGAAACAUGAAGCAGCAGCAGCAGCAGCAAAAGCAGCAGCAGCACAACAACAAACCUGGCAAGCAGCAGCAGCAGCAGCAGCAUAAGCAGCAGAAGCAGAAGCAUAAGAAGGAGGAUACACAGGAUAAUACAUUUUCUUCUCUCUCUUAUAAACACUAA